Messenger RNA from Octopus sinensis (East Asian common octopus), 2598 nucleotides. RefSeq lists its product as uncharacterized. The coding region runs from base 272 to 1939 and encodes 555 amino acids. The transcript is spliced from 2 exons. The record is from RefSeq and is a predicted model, not a curated record. NCBI's taxonomy places the organism in Eukaryota, Metazoa, Mollusca, Cephalopoda, Octopoda, Octopodidae. Gene Ontology annotation, molecular function: ubiquitin protein ligase activity; translation repressor activity. Gene Ontology annotation, biological process: proteasome-mediated ubiquitin-dependent protein catabolic process; negative regulation of translation; protein polyubiquitination.
GAGAAAGAGAGAGAGAGCGAUUAGAGAGAGAAAGAUAGUAGUUACAUUUGUGUAAGGAAAGCAAUCAGAUUGAGCAACAGAAAAAGUGGAAAAUGUUAAAUGAAAAAGUUAUGACGGGAAACUUUAGUCGAAAACGAACUAAAGAUAAACAGAAUGUCCUCCACGGAAAUGUGUAACUGAGAUUAAAGUUUUUGAUUUGUAAACGCCACUAAACUGAAAUAUAAACAAACCAUUGAUUUACCUUGAGAAGCUGUUUUCAAAGUACACAACAAUGUCUUCUUCAUCGUUGCCGUCUCCUACCUCCUUAAAAUGUUUUGUUUGCGGUCACAAAAUUCAUUCUACAGUCUGUUCGUCUUGUGCAUGUAUCCACACAUCUAAGAAAUCUAUUAUUGACGAUAAGGACCGGGAUGAGUAUGAAAUAGUCGACAACAAAUUAGUUUGUUUGGGACACAGCAAAGAGUUUUGUGAAUUCUGUACCCGUUGCAAGACCUUAUGUUGCAAAACAUGUUCGUCACAAUUGCACUCAAAAUGCACUAAAUACUUGCUACCGAUCGAUGUUGCUGCAAGCGAAAUUCAUAAAGAGCUUUUAUCUCACAAAAUCGAUUUAGAAGACUUUAAAUCGCGUAUCGUGAAAUGCAUGCUGAACAUAAGCGAUAUGAAACAGUUGAAAGAUAACCAGAAAGAUGAUGUAGAAAAAGCGUAUAAUGAUAUUUUCGAUAUGAUCGUGAAGGCGAUUGAAUCGAAAAAACAACAACUACUGCAGAUAGUCAGAAGCGAUUCGGACAACAUCAAAUCGGUUAAAGAUUUGGAACUCAAGUGUAAUCGAGAACUGAAGUAUAUCUCAGAACAAAUGGACCUGAUCGACAAUUCGCUUGAAGGUCAGGAAAACAAAGAAAUAUUUUUUAAUAGAUAUUCCAAGUGUAAUGUUUCCAGAGACUUAAAGACAGUUUUACAAGAAAUUGAAAAUAUAAUGAGUGAUACUAGUGUUUACCAACUGAGUCAAAAGAAAUCGAAAGUUUUCGACUUACUUUUACUAGAACUUGUAUCGAAAUUAUGCCCAUCCGAAGUAUAUUGCGAUGAGUCAAAUGAGACUAUUAAAGAACAGUUGUUAUCUUUAGUUACGUACCUGAAACCUCAACGAAUUUUCAAAUUUUCUACAAAUACAGAAGACGAAAGGGUUUCUAAGAAAUAUCUCAACGAUAUGGUUGUAUUCAAUGAUGGCUGCAUUGUUCUGACAGAUAGCUUUAACAAUAAACUUAAACUAUUCUCUUGUUCCGGCCAUUUGAUUAGCGAAUGCAUUUUGGAAUAUUGGCCGUUCGGCGUAUGCAUAUGGGAUGAUGACAUGUUUGUGGUUAGCUUGCCAAAUGUACGAAAGAUCUGCUUCAUAAAACACCUUUGCCCUAUGUCAGUGAGUCAUUACAUAGUGACAAAAUGGUCUUACUAUUGCCUUACUAAAGUUGACAACUGUCAUCUGGUAUGUACUCACUGUCUUACAUCGAAAGUCGAUAUCGUUCGGGUAAAUAACAAUUCUUUGACUCUGAUACGCACCAUUGAACCAGAUAUUCUCGGAGAAAUCGCCAACAGCGUGUGCUAUGUGGCUAUAACACCAGCCGGUGACAUAGUAAUAUCUGACCAUCUUAACGAUUGCAUCGUUUGCUAUGGCCUAGAUGGUAGUCAUAAGUUCACUAUCAAAUACAUUGGAAAAUAUCCUCUUGACGGACCGGCGGGAGUCUGUGUGGACGAUCGUUUUAUCUAUCUGUCAGAAAUGGGACAGUCACGUAUACUGCGUUUAACUUUCAGUGGCACGCUCAGCGGAGUGCUUGUACCCAAAGAACGGAACCUCAUUCGACCGAAAGCCAUUAGCAUCGGUCCAAAAAGGACGAUUGCUAUUUCGAACUUUACACGUCAACAGUCUUUCAUACAAGUUUUCCAAAUUUAAUUGUCCAACACCACGUGUAUGUACUUCGGAAGUGUAAAAAUGAUACCCUGUACAUAAAAAUAAAAUCCCAAACAAGCAGCACCCUUGCCAUGUCCGGUGUUUUCAUGUUUAAAUUCAGCUAUGGAUCGUGUCUUGCCACUCAUACUAUGAUAAAAUAAAUAAAUAACCAACGGAGUAAUAAACAGAGAAACAGAUGCAGUCGGUAUUUAUUUCAAAUCCAACGAAUCAUUUAUUAGCUUUACAGUAUUUGUAGCUGUUUUAAAAGAAGUGAAUUAUGCCAGCAUGCAGUCAAAGCCGGGUUAAAGUAAUUUAAGACGUGCAACAUUUAUUUCAAUUAAAUCACAUUAAAAUUCAUUUAAAUUAACUUACAUUUACAUUCAUUUCAUGAAAUACAAACGGCAACAACAUCAAGUAAGAAAAACCCUUUUCCUUUCCUUGCCGUCCUCUACAAACGGAAGAAAUUUAUUGUUAGUCAAAAUUUGAUGAUAGAAUUAUCAACUCAACCCAAAGUCACAGACAAUGUUCAAUUUUUUCGCGAGAAUAGACUUAUUUAUGAAUCAGGAAAUUAACUAUUUCUCGCCAAAAUUCACCUUCAUUCUUCCUGCUAAAGUUCGUCUUUCAUUAAAACAUAAAAUGUUGAAUUUGUUUUUACACAUGAA